CCGGCCCGGCCUGACCCCCGCCUGGCAGCUGGUUGCAGCCCGGCCGCGGACUGACAGGGCCGGCGGCAAAGCGGCGGGGCCGGGCCGGAGCCGAAGUUGAGGGCGAAGCAGCCGAGCGGCGGGGCCGCCCCAGCGGGCGCAGUGUCAUCUUGGAGGAAUAUAACUGUACUGUUCCACUAACUCACUGAAAAUUUUGGCUGAUCUACACCUCUGCCUGGGAGACCUGUCUCAUCUCAGCUUAGUGCAGUGGGAGAAGAAAAGCAGUAGACAGCUUACGGGAGGUUUCUUGUGCAUCACUGAGCUAAUCAUCCUUUUUCUAAGCAAAACAAGAUGGAAGGGAGGAAGCGGUACAAAACUACAGAUGAAGUGGUUCCACCAGAGUCUGAGUCUCUUCUUUAAAAAGCAGCUCCAGCGUUGAAAAGGCCGAAAAGCAAACACUCUAGUAAACCAAAAUGGAAGGAGGCAAUGGUCCAAAUCUGCAACUUCAGCAGCUUCCACUGGCCACUACAGCAGUUUCUGUGCAGCCACACACAGACUCCUUUUCUUACAAGGAGAACUUGAUUGGUGCAUUACUGGCUAUUUUUGGACAUCUUGUUAUCAGUAUUGCACUCAAUCUCCAGAAAUACAGCCACAUCCGUCUGGCAGGUUCCAAAGAUCCCCGAGCCUACUUUAGAACCAAGACAUGGUGGUGUGGACUGUUUCUGCUUGUGCUGGGAGAAUUGGGAGUGUUUUCCUCUUAUGCCUUUGCUCCUCUUUCGCUGAUUGUGCCACUCAGUGCAGUGUCUGUUAUAGCUAGUGCAAUCAUAGGAAUUAUAUUUAUUAAAGAAAAAUGGAAGCCGAAGGAUUUUCUAAGGCGGUAUGUUUUGUCCUUUGUAGGCUGUGGUUUGGCAAUUGUUGGAACUUAUCUGCUGAUAACAUUUGGACCUAAUAGUCAUGAGAAGAUGACAGGAGAGAAUAUCACUAGGCAUUUAGUGAGCUGGCCAUUUCUGUUGUAUAUGCUUGUGGAGAUCAUCGUAUUCUGUCUGCUGCUAUAUUUUUACAAGGAGAAAAAUGCAAACUACAUUGUAGUUAUUCUUCUCCUGGUAGCUUUGCUGGGUUCCAUGACUGUUGUGACCGUGAAGGCUGUGGCAGGCAUGAUUGUUGUCUCGAUACAAGGAAACCUCCAACUCAACUACCCUAUAUUUUAUAUCAUGUUGGUAUGCAUGAUUGCUACAGCGAUCUUUCAGGCAACAUUUUUGUCUCAAGCCUCGCAGCUGUAUGACUCGUCUCAGAUUGCCAGCAUCGGCUAUAUCUUGUCCACAACAGUAGCAAUCACAGCAGGAGCAACUUUCUACUUGGAUUUCACCGGUGAAGAUGUUCUACAUAUAUGUAUGUUUGCACUUGGAUUUUUGUCUUCUCUCAGGUGUCUCAUAGCAUUUCUAGGUGUGUUCCUGAUCACUAGAAAUAGGAAGAAAUCUGUACCCUUUGAACCUUACAUAUCAAUGGAUGCUAUGCCAGGCAUGCAGAACAUGCAUGAUAAAGGAAUUGCAGUUCAGCCUGACCUCAAAGCUUCUUUUUCCUAUGGUGCCCUGGAGAACAAUGACAACAUGCCGGAAAUUUAUACUCCAGCUACUUUGCCGAUAGUGCAGGAGCAACAUGGUUCCAAAGGAGUUUCUGUUCCACCCUACCGAGUGCUGGAACACAGCAAAAAGGAGUGAGUGACCUUUAAGGAACUGAUUUGAAUCAUUGGAAGUAUGCCCUUUAUUUAUUUACCUCUUUCAGUUUAAAAUAUAAGUAGGUGUAAAGCCAACUUUGAUAUAGUUUAAAGCUUGUCUCAACUUUCAAGGAUGAUUAUUUUAAUAAAUUCUCUGUAACUGUGAAGUUGAAAGCAUUUGUCGUAGCAAGAAGUAAAUCACAGUUCUCCUUUGAAGGCGGCUAUCUAGGAGCAUGAAAUAGUGAGUGCAGUAUUGUGGCUGUAUGAAACCAAUGAGAUAGCAGGCAUUGUGGAAAUGCAGAGUCGUGAGGAGAAGUGACUGUGCAAUUUAUAGCCUUUCUGGGAAUGCGUCUACUUCCAAAUGGAAAUUUUCAAGAGCUGCCCACAGUGAGAGAAAGGCAGGAUUUAAUCUUUCAUAUGUAGACUGUGAAGGAUUUCUGGAAAAGAUGUAAAUCUUCAUGUGUCUGACAUAACUACCAAACUACCUUAAUAUGGCAAUAAAAUGGUACUGUUUUCAAGCAAGAAUACCGGGGCUUACUGUGUCUUCAGAGUGGCAUAAUCGGCAAAGAAAAAGCAAGCUACUUUAUUUCUUCAAAGCAUACAUCUUUGGCAUUUCCUGCAUAACUAUUCUCUGACUGGUGUUGAACAUAUGCACUGAGUAUAUGAAUUGUUUUAUAGCACCAUUGGAUUAUAUGGCAGCUUAGGGCAAAGAUGAUCUUUGCCAGUUUGCUGGUUUCGUAGCAGGAGCUUCACGUUGGAUCAAAUGGUGCAAAAGGAACAUUGUAAAGUAAAAGAACAAGAUGAAAUGAGAAUAGCAGUGUGACCAUUAUAGCUGAUGGAAGAUUCUGUAGCUGUUGAGAGCUCCACAUUCUCAAUCAUUUUGUUUUCUCUCUUCGUUGGGCAGGAUUUCUGACUUUGUUUAGUGGUCUUAGAUGCUUAGAGAUGUCCUCAAUCCCUUGAUAAUUUAAAAAAGCUCAGCCUACAUCUUGUAUGUGGGAGUUCUCUACCUUUUUUUUUCUCAAAAGCAAAAAAUGGUACUGGCCUAGUAUUGUGAAUGAGCUAAGAAGAAAAAACAAGCUUGCACAGUCCAGCACUCAACGAGGACUGUAACAGUAAUGAAGCAUUGUGUACUCAUGAUAUUUAUCUUUCCAGUUUGCAAGAGAUGGCCAGAAGCUGAUAGGAAGGGAGAAUAGGUGCAAUGGGAAGCUUGCCUAGUGAAAAGGACAGUGUUCACUGGUGUGUGCAAGUUAUCUCUGCUUUCUAGGCAGUUGAAAUUUGAUACCAUCAUCUUUUCUAAAGACAGUUAUUUUGCUGGGAAACAAAAUUGUAAGUCUGGUUGGUGCGUCCUGGACUGUAUGUGUAGCAGUGUCUGCAGGCAUUUAGAAAACUGUAUUUGAAAUGAGUAUCAGCUGUAUUCAGUGGAUUUUAAGUAGUCACUGAUACCAAUGGUUUCAGGAGGAUUUAGGACUUGUAACUGUGGCUUUCUUUUUAAUUGAUUUAGGCCAGAUUCUGCUCCCACUACCAAAAAUUCCCAAGAACUCCCUCAACUUGUAUAUAGUUAUUCCAGAUUCCUGCUAUUGUACAUAACAACAGAACUGUUCUUUUGCGUAUGUUUGCCUUGCCAGCUAUGAAUACUAAUUUAAUCUGGAAAUACUUGAGACUGCUUUGGCAUUUUUGUGUAACUUCAAAAAAAAAAUGUAACCUCUCUUUGCAAAGAGUGGAUGCCUGGUGUCUGUAUGUGUACCUCUAUGUGAAGUUUCUUCACGACUUUGGCAUGUCUGACAAUUCAGAUCUUAUCAGUGGCAUCCUGUACACUACGGCUUAUGAAACCUCAAGAAAUAUCUGCUUUUCUUUUGCCUGCAAUACUUUGUGUUCAAGUAAGAUAACAAUGUUAAUGGGCUAAUAUUGCCAGUACAUUAGUCUUCUUGGACUUGCAAUGACACUGAUUUACUACCUUUGGCUCUGAUUCUUGGUAAUCAAUUUUUUGUGAAUUUGUGUGGCUUUUGUUCAUUAACAAUAUAAAACAAAGUAGUAAAGGGUAGGUUGAAUGAGAAGGGUACAAGAAUGCUGGCUUUUCUUAUCUCUUCCGUUUUAAUCAAUGAGGCAGUAGCUGUUUUGACGUAGCAGUUCUGAAACCACAGAAAUGUAUUAUUUUAAAACAAGCUGUGUUAUGCCAUGGAUACCUACAAACUUCACCUUUCACAUAGUAGUAUUCUCUUUUUAAUUACUAUGGAGGUUACCACAUUAUAAAAUAGUUGAUCUAAAGGGCCUGGGUUGCUAUUGACUUCUGUUAUUAAGAUGAUCCUAUGCGUUACUGAAUAUAUUUUUUUUCCAAUUCUCAGAGCUUCCUAGUUCUACUUAAAAACUAAGGUUGAGUAGUAUGCAGACUUUGUGGCCAAUAAAUAGUUGAUAAGGUUUUUGUCCUAAUCUUAGGACUGUCUUUAUUCCUAACAUCACGAGGUAGACCCAGAGCCCUCCACCAGAGGGAGAGAGCCGCUCUGAUGCAGAGCCUCCACUUGUACCUCCUGUUUGUGGGCUGCUCUCUGGUCUGAUUCGGUAGUUAUUGCACCAAGCUGCUUGGGCUCUCUGUGGCCCUGGAGUCUCAACACUGACUUUCCUGCUGGCCUGACGUGUCCUCUCUGCCAGGGAGCCCUCAGUUGACAGCACGUGGGACAGCCUUCUGCUCUGGGUGAAUAUUUCCUCCAGCUAUAACCUGAACUUGUAUAUUUUUGUGUUAUUUUAAUUCCUUUCUUUCAAAGACUCUUUGGAGCGAGACUCCUGCCUCUAGACUUCCAUAGUUCUGCUUUAUUUACUCAGUCCCUCUUAGGUGUUUAAAUAUUUCUGCUUGCUAGUGACGGUUACUUUUACAUUCAGUGAGACUUGCUUUUGGCAAUAUUCUGACAAAGGGUUUCACAAGAGAUGAUGUCUUUCUGCAAUACACAAAUCACAAUAUUUUAGAUUACUCAUCUAUGCCAGGUCAGUACAGCUUGGGGUGGUCUUAGCCUGUAGGCCUAAAUUCAAAGCCCUGAUGCUCUAGGGAUUGCUGCUUUGCCAUCUCUGUUAGCAGUGUAAAGCAUGGUAGUAGGACUGCCAGAUAUGUUCAAUACUUGAAUUUUAAAAAUGCAUUCUUGCAUUUUUAUUUGCUCUCUCCUUGCCUUUUUUUUUUUUUUUUUUUUUUUUCCCUUCAGUUUUACAGCAGCCAUCUUUGCUAAGAAGGCAUAAAUUGGGGCAUCUAGACGAACAACACUUGUUUAAAUUGAAUAUAGGACUUCUCUGGUCUUUUUAACGUUGGGAAGAUAUUGCUCAGUACUGAAAUAAACUCCUUGCAUCCUUUCUGGUGCAGAGCUUACAAGCCAAAACCAGGAAACUAUUUGUACCCUCAAACCUGUACUUUACAGAAUGUUCUUAGGGCUGAGGUGAAAAGGACCAUGCCGGGGACUGCAGCAAACAUUUACAGUUAAAUUGAAUGUAAAAAUAAAGAGCCUCAUGCCACAUCUUGGUCUUUUUUUUGCAGGUUGAAAAAUAAUUUGUUGAUAUAAAGCAUGUUUUAAUGUGUAUGUCAAAACUAGUUUAUUUAGGGCUGAUCUGCAGAGAGGCAGGGCACUGUAAACAGUAGAAUAUGCUUUGAUUUGCAAAUAUACAGCCCUUUUCAGAACUCAGAGCUGAAAAUGUGUACAGAAGUGAAUUGACUGCUGCCUCUUUUACUAAAAAUGGUAGGAAAACUCCUUAAUUCUCUGUUCUAGCUUAUCAAAUGUGAACUAACAUCUAUUGCCUCUACACUGUGUGGCUUUUUGAUGCACCAGAGCACUUAAUAUAUUCUCAAUGUAUAUUUACAUGUAAUUUUAUGCGGUGGAAUACAGUUCUAAUGUUGGCUGAAUGUACAAAACAAUCUGCCUAUAAUAUUUUUAUGUUCACAGCAAGAUGUGUAAAUAAAUUAAGCUUUACAGUAUUGGUUUAAGGAUAACUUUUAAAUUUUUCAUAAGCAAUAUUGCA
Rhea pennata is the source of this 5686-nucleotide messenger RNA. RefSeq names its product NIPA like domain containing 3 (gene NIPAL3). Bases 453 to 1697 code for a protein of 414 amino acids. Gene Ontology annotation, molecular function: magnesium ion transmembrane transporter activity. NCBI's taxonomy places the organism in Eukaryota, Metazoa, Chordata, Aves, Rheiformes, Rheidae. Gene Ontology annotation, biological process: magnesium ion transport. Gene Ontology annotation, cellular component: membrane. The transcript is spliced from 12 exons. The record is from RefSeq and is a predicted model, not a curated record.